This is a messenger RNA of Toxoplasma gondii ME49, 8802 nucleotides long. RefSeq names its product ThiF family protein. Lineage: Eukaryota; Apicomplexa; Conoidasida; Eucoccidiorida; Sarcocystidae. The record is from RefSeq and is a predicted model, not a curated record. The transcript is spliced from 7 exons. Gene Ontology annotation, molecular function: SUMO activating enzyme activity. Gene Ontology annotation, biological process: protein sumoylation. Bases 1 to 8802 code for a protein of 2933 amino acids. Gene Ontology annotation, cellular component: cytoplasm; SUMO activating enzyme complex.
AUGGCGGGAGGACAGAGUCGGUGCGUGGACCGGUUCUUUGAUCCAAGCGAAGCUGAACGCGGGGGGAGAGAAGACAACGGAGAAAACUCGAGAGAAGCGAGAGAAGAGAGGCGAACCAAGGAGACGGUGGAGAGAAGAGAGAGAACGAACUUACAUCUGACUGGAGUUCUCUUCUCUCUGAAUCUUUUGAAGAGCGCAGAGGCGAGAAAGCAGUCUCUCGCUCCUUUCACAGGUUUGCUCGCUUCCCUCCUUCUCUCCAUCCUCAGUCUCUCUCGAUUCUUCGCAUGCUUCAACGAGAGACUGAAACCUCGUCCUGCGUCUGCAGAGGGCCAGUCGUCCGAAGGCGCAAGGAGGGGGGCCAUCGCGGAAUGUGCGAAAGCUUUGAAGUCUGCCGGGCGUUCUUCUCAGUUGAUUGACGCGAAUCCGAAUACUCCGCCAACCGAUUUAACCGUCAACGACUCCCGAUCAGCGCCCGGUACAUCGAGGGGAGAUUCACGACGACUUAAAGAAAAAAGCGGUCUAUCCGUUUCCUUUCGUCACACAGAGCAGCAUCUCCACAACUCGCGAUGGACGAUUCCUCAGACGAAAAAAUCCCUUCGACCUUCUUCCACCAUGACACUCCGUGUGGGGUGGUGGGCAGCGGCGGCAGACGUUGCGCUGCUUCUCUUCUUUGCGCUCUGUGGUCUCUCUCCGUUCUUGCUUUUCUUUGUCUCUUCUGCUCUCUCUCCUAGUCUUUUUCGUAAGUGCAAGAGCGCUGGAGAACGCCCGCUGCUCCUAGCGCUUCCUCUCCUUUCUCUCUCUCUCCUUGGCCUUCUUGAACACUGCGGCUCCCCCCUUCCUUCGGAUCCGUCGUUGCCGCCCCCAUUCUCUCAGGAUUCUUUCUUUUCGGUCUCGCUUAGGCGCGCUGCAGAGACGACCGAUGAACUUUCACCACCGGGGUUCAGCUGCGCUCUUCCGACUCUCCGGUCUGCUGUGCGGACUUCCUCUGGGAAGUCUCUUCGGUCUUCUCUGCGAGUGUUGCGACUCGAUCCUCUCGCGCCUCGAGCUCUGUCGCGCGAGCAGUUUUUCUCCUCUCUUCUGUCGUCUGUCAGUCCCGAGUUGACGCGAUCUCGCGUUCUCUCUUUUGCGUCUCUCGUCUCCUUCCUAGCGUCGCUCUUUCACUCUCUAUCCCCCCCGUCCCCCUCUGCUCCUCAUGUCCUCCUCACGGCUCUCCCCCUCCGUGCAGAGGGCGCAGCAGGUUUUGCGCAGGCGGCCUGUCUCUCUGCUACCUGUGGCGCCGACCCGGUUCUUCAGUCAUCUCCCUCUCCGCCGCCUUCUCUUUCGUCUGCCUUCGCGCCCAGAUCUCACCGUCGCUCUCUUCCGUCACGCAACUCGAGCGCCGCUGUGUCGUCCUCUCUCUCUCCUUCCUCGCUGUCUCCUUCCUCGCUGUCUCCUUCCUCGCUGUCUCCUUCCUCGCUGUCUCCUUCCUCGCUGUCUCCUUCCUCGCUGUCUCCGUCUGCCUCGUGUCGCCCUUCGUCUCUGCGUUGCUGCUCGAGAGGUCGCGUUGCCCCUGCGCUUCUCUCGACGUUGUUCGCCUUCUCGCCUAGGAGUUCCUUGACUCCUGCGCCCUCACGAGUUCUGUCGUUGUGCUGCCCUCGCGGCCCAUAUGCUCUCUUGUCCCCGCUUCGGAUGGUUUGUCGACCUUCCUCUGAUCCGCCGGCUGAAAGCGAACAAACCGUUUCUCUCUGUCGGCCGUCGUUGCCCCCUUCGCGUCGCUCCCUGUUUUCUUCCUCCCUUAGAUGUCCGUGUUCAGUUCUGCCCUCUCCCUCCGCUUCUCUCUCCUCUUCUCUCUCUUCUUCUCUCUCUUCUUCUCUCUGCUCAGCGUCUGCUUGUCUCUCUCCUGAAACGUCACCCUCUUCUCUUCCUUCGUCUUCUCGUCCUUCCUCUGCUCCUUCUUCGUCUCCUUCAUUCUCGUCUCGUUCUCCUUCCCUUUCUUCGUUGUCUCCUUCCUUGGCGUCCAGCUCUGCGUCUGCUUUCUUCCGUUCUCUUUCGCGCGAGGCUGGUCAACGGGGCGACUCUGCGUUUUCGCUGUCUCCGUCCGCGUCGUUCCUCUCUCGGGAGUGGCCAAUCUACGGACGCGAUCACAUGGCGCGUCUCCCUCGGACCCGCGUCCUGCUAGUUGGGCUCCAAGGCGUCGGCGUGGAGACCGCGAAGUGCCUCCUUCUCGCCGGCGUGGGGAGACUGUCUCUCCUUGACAGCGAGCCCCCAAGCGGACCUGAGGAGGCCAGUGCGAACUUCGCCAUACCCAGUGGAAAUGUCGACACAGUUCCUUUGCAAGGCGGCGGCAGUCUUGAAGAAGCAGGAACGCUAAACGGCGAAACAGCGGGAAGCCGAGGAGCUCCGUGCGUCCCCAGAGGGGAGACAGAGGAGGGGGGGGAGCAGCAGAUCAAAGGGAGAGACACCAACCCACAGCCAAGUCCAGAUGUCUCUGCAGAACGCAAUGCGGAGACCUCUUAUCGAAGGCAUGAAGCUGCUUCCCGAGCUGAACUGGCUUACUCAGCGCUCGAGCGGCUAACUCUCCCUCAUUCUCAGCUUGAGAUCAUCACAAAUGCAACAGGCGCGGAGACAGUGGGACUCGACGAGAAGGCUGGCGUAGUCACAGGGAAGGCCUGGGGAAACCUAAAAGACUUGCUCGCUUCGACAGACGUCGUUGUUCUCUCCAAUCGCCCAAUAGACGAGGUUAUCUACUUCAACCGCCUCUGCAGGGAAAUCCAGAGAGAGCGGAGGGAGGCGGGGCGACGCGCCUCAGCCGCGGCGCCGGCAAGGACAUCGGGAAAGCAAUCAACAGAGACAGGAGACGAAUCAGAAGAGCCGCGAACUUCUCCGCCUUCCUUUGCGUCGCCUGAAGUGUCUCCAAAGAAGGCUUUCGACUCGGUGAGUCGGCUUCAAGGAGGCACUCGAAGCCUCAAGGAGACAGCUGAGGAGGCAGGUAAAGAGACGCCUGAGACACUGAAGGAGACAGGGGAGGAACCAGCGGUCGCGGGAUUACGGAGGGACGGACCCUAUGUGGUAGCUGUGUGGGCUGUGGGGUUGGCAGGGAGACUGUUCGUGGACUUCGGAGACAGUUACCGUUUCGGACCUCCGACAGAUGCGCACAUCGAUUUGCCUCUCGCGUCUCGUUUUUCAAAUCCUGCGCUUCCUUCGGCUGAAGAGGCCGAGGGAGCUCGGAAGCGUCGCCAUAGUCGAGACGCAGGGCGAGAAGACGGACAACGCGGAAUGCUGGGAGCGGAGGAAAGAAGCCGUUUAGAACAAGGAAAAAAGAAUCGGGGGAGACAACGAGAUGUGGGUGACAACGCGGGGGCUCCUAGGAAUUGCCGGCUCCAUUUUAAGCCACUCGACGAGGCGCUGGAGGCCUUCCAGGAGUCCCCCGGGGUCCCGACGCUGCCGGCAGAGCACGCGCAUGAGUCUGAGGAUUCUCCGAGCCUACCGCCAAACACAGGAGAUCGAGGAGAGGAAGACGAGGAGACGAAGAGACAACGGAUGCUCCACGUCUCGUUCCGCGCCUUGGACUCGCUUCUCCUAAAGCGGAGAAAACGCCACGGUUGUUCAUCUCCGGUGGAGGGGCCCUCGGGCGACUCCAUUGAACCGGAAAACUUUCGGGGCUGCCAUCCUUCUUUCGCUCCUUCACCAGCAACUGUCCAGCCUUCGUCGCCUCUGGCGAGUUCGUCGGCGGAGCUGGGACGUUUCGUUGCCUCUUUUUCGACUCGCAGCGAGUCUCGAGGCUAUACGGACAUCGACGGCACACCCGCGUCUGGCAAGGCUCCUCUGCAGGACUCUGCUGCUGCUUGUCUCGCUCACAGACUCCCGGCAGAGGAGGAAGCAGCGGAAAGGCGUUUUGUAGCAGAAGAAGCGGUUCGGCUGUGGCGACAAAGAAGGGGAGUCACAGCCUCAGAGCCCCCCGGGGAUCCGGGGACUCGGGCAGGCGAGAGGGCGCUGCCAGGAGGCGAAGGAAAUCGGAAGGACAGUGGCGGAGGCGGCAGCGGAUGGAAGCACGACAGCCAAGCGAGACAGGAUGCACACAACCGAGAGACACCACGAAGAGUAGAUCGAGAUCGCGAAGAGAACGAGAGGGAGGAAGAACGCGUUCGUCAAAUUGCUGGAGACUUGUAUCGGAGUGCGGAGGGUCAUCUCGCGCCCAUAGCCUCGAUUAUGGGAGCCCUCGCUGCACAGGAAGCCAUAAAGGCGCUCAGCGGACGCUUCACACCUUUCCACCAGUUUUUCUACUUUGACGCUCUUGACAUUCUCCCCGUCCACGAAGUCUCUAAAGUCCAUUCUCCUCACGGCGACGUCUCGCGGUCUCUGCGUGCGUCUUCCUCUUCUCUUCCAUACACUUCUCGUUCUUCGCCUCUCUGGUCUUCUCCCUCUUCUUCUGGUUCUUCUCCUUCUUCGCCUGCUUGCUGUAGAGCACCGACUUGUCCCUUCGGUUGUUUUCCUCCGCGUUCCUCUCGCGCGGCAUGUUCGCUGCCGCGGUGGAUUGGCCAAGAGCGCCUUCUCGGCGAGUUUGUGCAGAAACGCUUAGGGACGCUUCACCUUUUCCUCGCGGGGGCAGGCGCUGUGGGGUGCGAACUCUUGAAGCUUUUCGCUUUGAUGGGCGUUGGCUGCGGGCCAGCGAUGCCAAGAGGAAAAAGAGGAACUGCGCAGAAGCCGACGCGCCUCCACAGAGGUCCUCCGAAGGCCGGAGGUGCAGCGCAGAGCACAAACGACAGGGACUCUGCCGAGGAGCGCCAGCAGGCGGACAGGCGCCGAGAGGGAGGACAGGAGAGACGAAGGCCACUGGACACCGGGGGAGAAACCAGAGGCGAUGCAGACGGUGAGGAAGACAGGAACGGAGGGAGCAAGGAAAAGGCUAAAGAGGCAGGAUUCGAAAACCACCCAGAAGAGAGAGGAGAAGAGGAAGAAGAAGUCGAAGAAGGAUGCAUCACAGUAGCAGAUGCAGAUUUGGUGGAGCGUUCGAAUUUGAAUCGCCAGUUGCUGUUCACUGAGGCAGAUGUGCACCGGCCGAAAGCGGUGGCAGCCGCGCAUGCAGCUCGACGGUUGAAUCCUGCGCUGCGGAUUCGACCUGUCUGUGCAUUUGUGGGGACGGCGACGGAGCGCGAGGUCUUCAACUGGCCGUUUUGGAAAAGACAACACCUGGUGGCCAUGGCGCUCGACACGGUGGCAGCGCGCAUGUAUCUCGACUCUCAGUGUCUCCUCUACCAGAAGCCUCUCGUCGAGGCAGGGACGCUUGGUCUCAGAGGUCACGCACAGGCCCUGGUGCCUCACUUGACGGAGUCGUAUGGAUCGACGGCAGAUCCCCGUGGUGACGACGACGAGGGACCGCAGGCAACUUGCUCUGUCCGCCUGUUCCCUUCUUCGCCGCUUCAUCUUGUGCAGUGGGCUAGCGAAGCUUUCCAUCGCUUUUUUGUUGCUUUGCCUGAGAGCAGCAACGCGUUUCUCGUCGAUCUGCAUGCACUCACAUCCCAGAGAACGCGCGGAGGCCCCGAACAUGCAAGCUUCGGCAAGCGACAGGCCGCGCAGAAGACGGAGGCGGGCGUCAGCCGUUCAGACGCAAACCCAAUUGACGCAGCGACUCAACGGCGGCAAGACAAGCGACUCUCCGAGGAGGGGAGACGCGCCGAUACAGAGAUGAAGGAUAACGAAGACUCUUUCCAGGCUGCUGCGGCAGCGUUGUGUGAGUCUCCAAAGGGCCGCAGAGUGUGCGCCUUUGCGCCGCGAAGGUUUGGGGAAGCAGGCGAAAGUUCUUCAACUUCGCUCGGAGCAGUCCAGACUCCCAGCGACAGCCAGAGCAGAGACCCGGGGGAAGCGAAGGACUCGGUCGUGGUGCCGAGGGAGGCACUUGCGAAGGCAAUUCUGGAUUCGCCUCCUCUGCGAGAGGUGGCGAGUCGAAGCCUCGAACUAGCCGACAUCUUGGGGGCGGCCCUCGACGCUCGCCAUGUCCUCCGACUUCGUAGUCGUCGCCACGGAGAAGAAGGCGACGAAGGCGAAGGAAAAGAGGGAAGACAGAAAGAAGGUGGACGAGGAGGAGAAGGAAGGGACGAUGCUAUGAAGGAGAAGUUAUUGUGUUUCUUCGUCGACCGCGCACUCGGGCUCUUCCAUAAGUUUUUCGUGGCCGAGGUCGAAGGCCUCAGAGCGACGUCGGAGAGUGAAGAGAAAGCCGGUGAUGGUGAAGAGGCACUGACACCGCUGGCAGAAAAGGCGAACCUGGACAAGAAGAGCGAGGACGACGACCUGAGAGAGUCCGCGAAAAUGGAACAGCGACAUGCCCGUGUCAAGCCCCUUGCCUUCUCGGAGAACGACAGCGACAGUCUGAUGUUCAUCUGUAGUGCAGCGAAGCUGUUGAGCGAGGCCCAUGGCUUAGAUCUCGACUUCUGUGCAGAAACGCGAAGCUCAUCUGAGUCGGACGCACCUGAAACGCAUGAGGAAAACCGAUGUCUCGACGCGGAAGGUCCCGCAGAUGGAGGAAAAGCGAACUGCGACUAUCGCGUCGUCCGAAAACUUCUUCAGGCAGUUCAGAGAUUCCGCGGCGCGGCCUCCAUGUCUGCAGCUGCGAGAGACGCCUCGGCGGAUCCUCUCUCCGCUCUGGCGUGGAUUCGUGGGCAGCAGGGGAAGCACGAGGAACCUGGAGAGAGACCGACGCACAGCGCGGCUACGAAGCGAGCCCUAGACCACGACGAGGCUGUCGCCGAAUUUGGGAAUAUCGUGAGUGAGCAUUUGAAGCGUUCGAGACCUCAGCUCGAGAGAAGGCCAGAUCGCUCUGUGUCCACCCUCGCGCGUUCUCUUCGCCUGUUGAUAAAUCCAGAAAUGUCGCAACUGCUGCGUUCACAGCCUUGUUCGCCUGCCAAGCCUUCGUCUGCUUUCUCGCCUGAGGGGACGCCUCCUGCUUUCCCCGCUUCCGCGGCGGAGUCCUCGGCACCUGCGGUGCCACAGCUGAUCCCGAUGACGUACAACAAGGACUCUCCUGUUCACUUGAGUUUCCUGACGGCCACAGCUCGUCUGCGAGCCCGGUGUUUCCUUUUUUCUGACCUUCCAGAUCUCCUCGCAGUCCAGCAACUCAGCGGGAGAAUCGUCCCGGCGACCUCGACAGCCACGACGGUCGCUGCAGGCCUUGCCGCGCUCGAGGUCUACCGGCUCGUCCAGGCGAGUCUCUUGAGCGAGGCUGGAACGCGAAGCGAGAAAAGAAGAAGCCGAGUGGCAGCGGAACUGCCCGCACGGAGUCGAAGCGGGAGGGGCGCCGCGACGUCGGUUGCUUCGCCAUCUCGGACGUCCUGGCCGUCACUCGAGGCAACGUCUGCCUCUGCUGUUGGGCGCGAGCGAAGGAAGGGAGUGCAUGAUGGUUUGGAGCCUUGUCUGGUGAUGGAGGCGAAUCUCGGCCUCUCCGACGGUGACGAGAAGAGCUGCUUUUUUGGUGCAGAACUCGUGACGUAUCGCGGUUGGCAUCAGCGUUUGCCGCGAACGAGGAAGCGUCGAGAGAAGAUGCGACAGCGUCUACGGUCCUCCUUCUUCAAUUUAAGUGCUCCGUUUCUCACGCAAGCUGCCCCCCUCGCCCCGCCCUCGGCUUGCAUCUGUGGCGGCCGACUCAAGGGCCGAGGCUUCACGCCCUGGGACUGUCUCCGACUCGCGUUGAGGACGUCUGAGAGAACGUCGAGGACUGUGCCACGGUGCCGGCUUCGCAAGGCGAGAGUGAGAGAGAAGGAAAGAGCGGGCGAGGAGGAGAGAGCGGGGGAGAAGGAGGCGAUUAGCGGAGAGAGGUUGACGACGAGACGAAGAGACGACGAAGGCUUUCAGCACCAACAAGGCCGACAGGCGGUGCGUUUCCUGGAUGCCGAAAAAGAGGCCGGUGAAGAAGAAGAUGAAGACGAAGACGAAGCGAGGGGAGACGUAGCAGUGUCUCUGGUGACAGUCGAGGAGGUUGUGAGGAUGCUGGAAGAUACCCUCGGGGUUCGAGUGGUAGCGUUGACGUGUGAAGACUCGCUUCUCUACGCGCGCGACGAAGCCGAGAGCGACUUAGUUGAUUGGCGGGCCUUCUGGCCUUCGACUGGUGAGCAAGCCGAAACGAAUGGCGAGGAAGAGCUGUCGGCACGCGCAGGUAAGGGGAGGGGAACCGAGGAGGCAGGAGGCAGAGUUCUUCAGAGCCUUCGGAGGUUUUCAACCGAAUCGGACGCUUCUUCCGUGUCGACCACGACUCUUUCAAGUUCAUCGACAAGGUCGAAUCGAGAGGGUAAAGACCCGCCUGACAUUCGCUGGUCGCCCUCUCCCUCUGCUGUUCCCUCGUUUCCUCGUCCUUCCAGUGUUCCUGAGGCCGGAUGGAGGUCUCUGGAGGCGCCCGCCUCUUCGUCAUCAACGGGCACUUUGACGGACGAACUGUUGGCGGCGUCCGAGACGACAACGCACCUUCCCAACUUCCCUCGUUUCGACAGAAAAGCAUCCUUGGCUGACGCAGUCAGGACAGUCUUGCGUCGGACGCGCGGGGGACCUCCUGCGAGUAGAGAAAGCGAUUCGAGUUCACCGUGCAGAAACACGCAAGAGAGUGGCGGCGGACAAACAGCAAACACAGAUGGAGUCGACCGACAGUUUGGCCAUCUCGCUGCGCAAAGGAAAGACGAAGACGCCUGCUCGAGACGCGCUGGGAAGACACAGAGGGGACAGGAUUUUCUAACAUGGGUGAUUGUCGAUGUUGUCGCCGUGGACGAAGACAACAACGAGGUGGCAGUGCCUCAGCUCAAGCUCUGCAUAUCCAUGAACGAGGGAGAAACCAAGAACUGA